UCGCGCGGCCUCUCGCGUUUAGUACAGCGCUCAGCAGGAGUGUCGGACGCUCGACUUUGCAGUCGGCAACUUUAGUAUUCUUCGUUUAUUUUCUUUUCUAUUCAUUUAAUUUGUCUGUCGAACUUCACGGCGCAAUAAACAUGAAAUGUGUCGUCGUUUGUGAGUGAGUACCGAGUCUUGUGUUCGCUGAAAUUUUGUUUAGACAGUGUCACGUUCACGUGUGGAAUCGAAUUAUUACCGGUUCCGGAGUUUUAAAGUAUUUAUUAUACGCAUACGGCCUUCAUUUGCUACAAGUAGAGCCGGCAAAUAGUUUCUGCAGUGUCCGUGCAGUGAGUGAUAAUCAAAAAAAUAUCGUGGGAACUUCUUCACCUAGUGCAUAUCGGUGGUGCGACGUUUCGCGCGCUCGGAAAAAGUUCGCACAAAUAUUUCCUAUAAAAUUCUUCUCGGAAACAAGUGCGCGGUGCGAGUGCCGGUAAAGUGAAGUCGGCAGGAAGUGUUUACAACUUAAAACAUAACCUUCUUUCAAAAGGGGCGCGUGUUGCACGGGCAUGCGCAGUUCGGUCAUCACAAUUAUUAAUAAGUGGCUCAUAAUUUUAUAAACAAACUGUGACAGUGAUUUUACUAAGGUGCUAGUGCAUCGCUAAAAAGAAGUGCACGAGCGUUCACGAAGGGUCUGCGGCGACGGCUACCGGACACUUUUUAAAUUUCAAAUUGAGGAUAACGUUCACCUGUGGGAUUUCGGUGUUUUACCUGCGCGCGCACAGGACUUUAUACGAAGGUAAAGCAGCUUUCCUUCGCGCACACCGUCAGGACCUUCCAUUUAGAAAUCUGUAAACGAUAUUAUUAUAUUGGUUGGCGCAACUAUGAUGUCCUGUCCCUUAUUGUCGCUGGUGCCGGCGCUGCACUCGCAACCAGCUUUAGCAUCUGACUUUCCAAUUCACAUUGGAAUAAAGGACCUGCUUUAACCCGAACUGCGCACGAAGACAAUAAAAGACACUCAAAUAAAUACAAGUAGUGUAAAUAAAAUUAAAGUGCCUAAAGUAUCGCUUGGUGUUACUCGGGCCUGAAGUCUUCCUGCCUAGCGGCUGACCGUCGCAUUACGUGAAAUGGUCAAGGUGAGUGAAUCUUCACUACUUGAGUGCAGCAACGGGCGCUACACAGCGUCCGACACGAGAGGCUCCGACGAGCUUCUGUCGCAGAGUGGCGUCACCGUCAUGGCGCCCGCCGCUCCGCACCACGCUGAUAACAACAACCAGGACUCUGCUGCGAAAAAGGUGAAACUGGAACAGAAUGUGGGCAAACCGUCGAGGGUCAUCCACAUACGGAACAUCCCCAAUGAGACGACAGAGGCUGAGAUCAUACAGCUCGGCCUGCCGUUCGGCAGAGUCACCAAUGUGCUCGUGCUCAAGGGCAAAAAUCAGGCCUUCCUCGAAAUGGCGGAGGAGAUUUCAGCGGUGGCCAUGGUCGCGUACUUCGGAGGCUGUGUGGCGCAGCUCCGGGGGCGCGCUGUCUACGUACAGUUCUCAAAUCACAAAGAACUCAAAACCGACCAGACACAUAGCAACGCUUCGGCGUCAGCACAGGCAGCGUUGCAGGCCGCGCAGGCCAUCUCAAACACAGCGGGCGCUGCGCUAGUAGCGGGCGCGGGUGCCGCAUUGCAGCCCGCUAAUGGUGGCACAGAAAUACAGGGUGGUCCAAACACAGUCCUGCGUGUGAUCAUAGAACACAUGUUAUAUCCAAUAGUGCUCGACGUGCUCUACUCGAUCUUCCAGCGGUACGGCAAGGUGCUCAAGAUCGUCACUUUCACUAAAAACAAUUCAUUCCAAGCUCUUAUUCAAUAUCCAGACACCGUAUCGGCGCAAACGGCAAAGACGGCUUUGGACGGUCAGAACAUAUACAACGGGUGCUGCACACUCCGCAUCGAUUACUCUAAAAUGACCUGCUUGAACGUGAAAUACAAUAAUGACAAGUCGCGGGACUACACGAACCCAACGCUGCCGUCCGGCGACGGCGACGCGCACCAGCUGUUGACCAGUGAGUUGAUGCCACUGCGGGCUCGCCUCGCCCUGGCCCUCGCAUCCAGGAUGAGUGCAGGUGGUGUCCUGGCGCCUCAGUUCCUGGGUCUGGGUUCGGGACUCGCUUCGCCCUACGGCGUGGGAGUAGGCGGAGUCGGCUUGCCUGCGUUCGGAGCUCUCACCCUGACACCGGCCUCGCCAGCCCUGCGCGCCCUGGCAGCUCCACCUCUGCCCCUGGCGACAGUCUUGCUUGUCUCCAACCUAAACGAAGAGAUGGUCACGCCUGACGCUCUCUUUACCCUUUUCGGCGUGUAUGGUGACGUGCAGCGGGUGAAGAUCCUCUACAACAAAAAAGAUUCUGCUCUCAUUCAAAUGGCGGAGCCGCACCAAGCCCAUCUAGCGAUGACGCACAUGGACAAGCUGCGCGUGUUCGGCAAGGCGAUGCGCGUAAUGCUCAGCAAGCACCAGACUGUGCAGCUGCCCAAGGAGGGACAACCAGACGCUGGACUCACCAGGGAUUACUCCCAGAGCCCGCUGCACAGAUUCAAGAAGCCCGGCAGCAAAAACUAUCAGAACAUAUACCCGCCGAGCGCCACCUUACAUCUGUCCAACAUUCCAGCGACCGUCUCCGAGGAGGAUAUCAAAGAGGCGUUCACUAAGCGAGGAUUCACCAUCAAGGCGUUUAAAUUCUUUCCGAAGGACCGAAAAAUGGCGUUGGUGCAGUUGCCGUCGAUCGACGACGCCGUAGCAGCGCUCAUCAAGAUGCACAACUACCAGCUGUCCGAGUCCAACCACCUGCGAGUGUCCUUCUCCAAGUCGAGCAUCUAAGCGGACUUCCCACCAAGCACGGAAUGUCACACAACGCAUUGUCAGUCGCGUCACACUCAGAUUGUACAACGGAUCUGCAACAGUACAACCGCUGUACAAUAGCUGCAUAACCUCUAUUGCAUGUUCAGAACUGUACAACUAUUGUGCACCGCUGUAUGUUCACUGUUAAACGGUUGCAUAUCUGUUCUGAACCGCUGUACAUAUCGCCACGAGUGCAACGCUGUACUGUACUGUACAACCACCGCCGCAUCCGCACCACUUGACUUCCACUGGACGAUUCGUAAGGCGUGUUCCGAUGCGACUGUCAAUUACAUACCUCUCACACGAAUCGAGAAUAUCGCUCGACUGAAAUUUUAAUAUAUCUGUAUUACGCUUACUCGGAUCAGUGUAGAGAUUAAGUGCUACUCUAUUUUCUUAAUAAAUACGUACGUUUACUGUUACUGUACAUCGUAAUGAUAAAGCUGGAGCGUCGGGGACACUGAUUUCUAUUUUUGUGUGAUCAUUCCAUGAAUUAUUUUUACGAAGUACCUAACGAUCGCGCUUUGGACAUUAUCGGCUUGCAUUGCAAUUAGAUUGCGCUAGAUCGGUCCGUACCGGGAUAUAUCCCGCCCUAUUAUAUUUAUCACGUAUAAGCACACCGCGAGGGGUCAGCCUCGCUCAUAUAAUUUGCAGUUAUUAUUCUUAAAUUGUAUUUUAUAAAUAUAUUUUAUUCUGUAUUUUAAAUAUUAUGCACAAUUUACUAUAAUUGCAUUUCUUUGUAAGUGAAUAGUUUGUGCGCAUACACAUUUUGUUCUUAUUUAAAUGGAUGGAAUGUUACGUUUAGAAAUGUGUAUGUGUGUGCAAUAUUAGUUGUAGAGGUAAUUUUAAUAUAUUUUAGGUGUGUCGUUGGUGAUGCUUCCAUACUUGUUUCGUUGUUGUUGGGUGUCGGUGUCGUGCCGGUGUCGUGUCGGUGUCGUGCCGUUGCCGGGCCGGUGUCGGGCCGGUGUCGGGUUGGUGUCGGCGCGGCGUAGAUGCGUCGUCGGGUCGCGGGCGGGCCUCGGGGUCCGCGCGUCUGUUCUCGUUUCCACAGCCGAUCACUAUUAGUUAGUGUAAUCACGACUCUUAUCGCUAGGCAUCUAAUUGUAUAUCACUAUUUAAACGUUAUGUUCAGUGACAUAAGUGACAUGAUGCAUUUAUUUCGAUGUUAAUUUAUAUUAAUGGUAGCUACAAUAUAUAAAUGCGUUGGUUCACUAACGGUUAAUUAUAGAUAAUUUAUUGGUCUCUUGUGGCGCUGGUGCUGCAGUGUGGCCAGUACCGCGGCGACGUAUUUUUUAGAAUAAUUUUCAUUACGAAUAGAACGCAUGGUGUUGCCACACUGUCGCGUCGUUGGCGACGCCCGCCCAAGUAUUAGAGAGAUCUGAUUUCGCUCUACACACAUUUAACCAGCAGUAUUUCCACUAGGUCACAAUAACUUCAUUGAACAGUAUUUUAGUUAAAUAAUUCUUCCCUCGGUAUUUCAUUUUGUACAUAGAUUACACUCUAACUCCGACGACUUGAGCUGUACUUUCGGACUUGAUUCUAACGGUACUCACACAUCUUUGCCUUCUUUAAUUAAUAAAAAAAAUGCGUCUAGUCCAAAGCAAAAGAGAUUAAGUUUGUGGGUAAGUGAUAUUAAACGUUAUGAAAAAUGAAUUCGUCUCAAAUGGAUAUUUAGCUCUGGUAACAAAAGCUUUGUGAGUUUAUGAGAUUCGGUCGCGUAGUCACUUAAACCCGAAGUACGCUCUGUAGGACCAGUGUCGAGUGUUCAGUUACACGUCCAGUAAUGUGAUUAGGCAAAGCACGCGUGAAACAGAUACCUGAAGUUAUAAGGAGUAAGAAACGUGCCGUUCGCAAACACUAGAAUUGAUUUUUAUUUUAAUAAAUUAUGUCACAAAACAUAUCUCGACAUGCCACUGUCGGUGUUCAAAGGAAAGGGAUACGGUGUGAUAUACCUACAGAUAGUUUACUGAGCUAAGGAAAUUGAAUGCUGAACAUAAAGUGGCACAAGUAACGGGCUGUAUGAGAUAUAAUUAUCGCCACAUCAGUUUGAAAUUUAUCAAUUACGUUAAUUUACACAUAUCCCAUAGGAAAAUGUCGCUAACUAAUGACAAAAAAUAUUUUUAUUUUAGAAUGCAUUUGUGAAAUCGUUAUAAAAAUCACAUAUUUACACUAUUAUAAAAUGUAUGAUAUACAUCAAGUAUCCGUAAAUAAAUAAUAAAAAUAGAGCUUAGUAAGAUGAAUAAUUAAAAAAAAAAUUAGUAUGUCACUACGGUGUAAGAGUUGAUAGAAGAAAAAUUAAUCAUACAAAUUGUAUUAAUCAGUACCUACGUAUGAUAAGAAUAUAAUGUGUAGUUAUUCGACAUAGAUAAUGUUAGGAGACCAGGGUGUGGUGAUAUUUUGCACGUUUUUGAAUAUGUUUUAAUAUAAGAUGCAGGAUUCUGUGCCUGUUAUGGAACGUGAAGUGUAUGCGAUUGGUGGACUGGUGGCGGUCUCGACGUGAGAACUGUUCAACUGCGGUAAACGCGUUUGUAAUUAAAUUAAUAUAACCUAUUUAAUGUAUAACAAAUCAUAAAAGAUGAGAUUACAUAUCCACUGUACGCACUGUACACUAUUCGGUAGAACGCUACACACACGACGCGCCACGCGCCAAGCGACGCGCCUACGCGACGACGCGACGACGCGACGACGCGACUCGACGCGCGCGCUCCCUUCCCUAUCGUGUGGCGCUUCUAUCACUUCCGCUCAACUUGUCGGUAUGUGUGUAGCGUUUUCAGGCCUAAAAUUUUCUCAUUAACAUUGAUAUCGAUUAAAUAGAUAAUAUAGGAAUUUAUGUGUUUAGAAAAGUAUUUUAAAUAUUUAGAUAAUAAUUGUAUUAUUAAAAAAUAAUAAUAAAUAGAUCAGUGUUUAGGAAGAGUUGCCAAAUUUAAAGUCAAUACAUAAUUAUUUUAGGUAAAAGGUAAUUGAAGUAAUCUUAACAUUUAUUGAAAAGUUGAUGAAAAUGUUACAGUUAUAUUAUAUUUGAGAGUUUUAUUGAGCGCAAUAUACGCAAUUUUAUUCAUUGUAAGUGAACAUUGUUUCAAUUUGUUAGUUAAAGUUAUGCGUUAUGCGUUGAUAUGAAAGUUGUUUUCGAAUGUCUAUUUGUGUGAACUGUGACUGAACCACAUUCUCCAUCGUCCCACUACCUGCUAAGUACCUACUAAUAGUUUCGGGACGCGUGCGCGUGCGCAUGAGCCGUGCGCGUGCGCGCAUUUCUUUGUGUGCUCCUUCUCGUCUCACGUUCGACACAUAUCUGUGCAUAUCAUUUCCGAAUGUGCUUAUAAUUUUAUUGCGCUUUGUAACAUUUAUCUCUAUUACAUUAGCUGUACUUUAUAUUUAGUAUUUCGUAAUGAUAUGAAUAACAGGCAACAUAUCAAUAAAUAGAAACUUGGCUAAGGCGCCUAUUAUAUCGUAAUCUUCAAGCACUCGGAUUUCACCCGAUGUUAUCUGCCUUCCUUUUUAUCUUUGCAUUGACGACAAAUUUUCCAUUGUUACGAUGCGAAUUGUCGUCAACUGUUUCUUAUUUUUUAAUGUUAAGCUUUUUGUGUAGUUAAUUUCAUUCUUAUUUUUAAUUUCGUAAUUAAACUAUAAUUAUCAUUGAUACUUUUUGUUCUUUAUUUUUCUCCUUACCCUUUCUACCUCGUUCCUUUAUGAUUUCUUACAUAUUUCAUACCAAUUGUAUACAGUACGACAGCGGUGAGUUGUCCGCGAAUAGUUUGUGUUCAUCCGUCACUCUAAUUUAUUUACGUUCACACCCCAAUUAUGUUUCAUAAGUAUGAUCGUGAUUUCAUCAAUUUGUUUUCAAAACAUCUGAUAAUUGAAAAAAGAAAGAUAAUUGUAAAUAACAUAUAAACGUUAAAGGGGAUCAAUAUAAUGAAACUAUGAUGUACAUUAGUACACAAUUGGUAUUCUAGAAUUAUUCGUACUUUAGAUCUAACUUCUAUCCUGACAUAAUUAUCUAUACUCGACCAUAUUUUAAAAUAUAUCUACGACGCUUCAAAUCUUGUGAAUAAUUAGAGUCGACUUGACUCGUGAACAUAUUUUAGGCGAAUACCUACAUUGUUUAGUUGAAUUGUGAACGGAGUAAGGGACUUAAUAUUGCCAAUGAUAAUUACGUUUUAUAUAAUAUUAUCAAAUGGGAUAUAUUAUGCACAGGGUAUAAUGUGAAUUAAAUGUGUGUCGCCAUCGCGGCGGUUGUUUUAUGUCCGUGCCAGUCCCUUAUUCCUGCUGCGGGAAAAGAACUGAACCAUUCCGUAUUGAAACGUUGAAUUAGCGAAAAUUAUGUACAACUGCCAAUUAAUAGGACGGUAUUAUAUAAUAUGUUAAUGUAUAGAGAAGUAUUUUAAACAACCAUCUGUCCAAGUACUGUUGGAUUGCCAAGUUGAAUGUUCGGCGAGACACCUAUAAAAUGGCAGUUAUACUCGUGUUAAAUAAUCUGCGGAUGUAAAUAUUAUACACGACUAUGUUAAUAAUUACAAAUUAAAUUUAUAAUAUCUAUAGUAAAUUAACAUAAUCAUUACUAUAAGAUUUACUAGUUAAAAUCAUCCUAUCUUAAUUUCAGUAGUCGCUCUAGUUAAUACCUACUAAUCGGAAAUAUCUUCUUAGACUAUUAGAACUCCCUACGUUUCUAUAUAUUUUAAUAUUGUUUUAGUUGUUUCAUUAAAAAUUACUAAAUAAUGGUGUGCAAAUUAAAGGGUUGUGUGUAAAGUUAAAAUAGAUAAAUAGAUGUAAAAGAUCGUUCGAGUAACGAAAAAUAUAUCUUAUUUUCUUCAACGUGCACAUCUGUUUUGUUCGCUGUUCAAGUAGUGGUUUAUUGAAACAAUUCCAAAAUUUCAUUACUAAUUUCAUUAGUCUUUAAUUCAAUAUGCCAAAGACCACAUUGGGACAAAAUGCAGGGAUCUAAUAAUAUUUUUCCUUUCAACUCGUCUAAAGUUCUCUAACUAGAACAACAAAUAAAUAUACUAUGGAUAAACAGAAUAGCAAGCUUUAAAUUAUCAACUUUCAAAA
Manduca sexta (tobacco hornworm) is the source of this 7904-nucleotide messenger RNA. RefSeq names its product polypyrimidine tract-binding protein 1 (gene heph). Gene Ontology annotation, cellular component: nucleus. Gene Ontology annotation, molecular function: mRNA binding. Bases 1107 to 2843 code for a protein of 578 amino acids. The record is from RefSeq and is a predicted model, not a curated record. NCBI's taxonomy places the organism in Eukaryota, Metazoa, Arthropoda, Insecta, Lepidoptera, Sphingidae. The transcript has 20 exons. Gene Ontology annotation, biological process: mRNA processing; regulation of RNA splicing.